Zingiber officinale is the source of this 333-nucleotide messenger RNA. RefSeq lists its product as uncharacterized. Lineage: Eukaryota; Viridiplantae; Streptophyta; Magnoliopsida; Zingiberales; Zingiberaceae. The record is from RefSeq and is a predicted model, not a curated record. The transcript has a single exon. Bases 1 to 333 code for a protein of 110 amino acids.
AUGGGUGUCACGCCUUUCCACUUGGUAUACGGGGGUGAGGCAGUCGUUCUCGUCGAAGUCGAAAUAGAUUUCGACCGAGUGCAGCAGUACGACGCCCACAACGACGAGCAGAGACAACUGGAGCUUAACUUGGUGGAUGAGACGCGCGUCAAGGCGACCGCUCGGCUGACGGCCUAUCGGCAAAGAAUGAGGCAAAGCUACAACUGGCGGGUAAUCCCUCGAUCCUUUCAGGUCGACGACCUAGUAUGGAGAAAUGUGAAACCGGUCGGUGACGUUGGCAAGCUAGAAGCUCCGUGGAUUGGACCGUUCAAGAUCGUGGAGAAGCUCCGCUAG